AUGUUGGACCCAGAUAUUUCAAAUGCUUUAGCUGCCAAAUAUAUUGCAGUUCCACUUAUGUUCCCUAUACACCAAAUAUCUGUCAAAGACUUUGCAGGUGAAGUUGGAAACCAAAGUGCUGACCCAGGUGCAAGAACAGAUAUUGCUUUAACAACUGCAAUGAAACAUGCAGAUACUAUGUUUGUACUGUUCAGACGAACUAUAAAUGACUAUUCUUGUUUCUACAACCCUGGUAUUAAAUAUCAUAUAAACAUAGAUGGCAAAUAUUAUCCAAGAGAAGAAUAUUCUACAGUUGAGGAUAUGAGGUCAUACAACUUGACAUUAGAUGCUAUGAACUUUAACAACAACUUCACAACAACCAUUAACCCUGAAAUGCAAAGUUCUAUUAUGCCAUAUGUGAAAGUAUGGACUCAUACAGGAGGUCAAAAAACUCAAUAUACAAAUGGAGACCGUUCAAACUUUUGGCUUGGCAUUCCAUUUGCUGACUCAGAAGACUUUAUGGGUGGUAUUUCAACUGUUGGUACUGUACAAAUACAAUAUACUGGUGACAGAGACGGUCCAGAUGAAUUGAAAGCAAAGAA
This is a messenger RNA of Trichomonas vaginalis G3, 581 nucleotides long. RefSeq names its product protein of unknown function, DUF4106 family. The transcript has a single exon. Lineage: Eukaryota; Parabasalia; Trichomonadida; Trichomonadidae. The record is from RefSeq and is a predicted model, not a curated record. The annotation marks the transcript as partial.